GGGUACAUGAAGGUGAGAUAUGAGAGAGAAUAUGGGUUACUUCUUCAUCUUCUUCCCAUGACACUCUAGGGUUUUUUUUUUCUAACUUUUUUUCUUCAAUAACAAUUCUCUAUCUAGAAUCAUAGAUCAUGUUUCAAUAUUCUCAAAAUACCCUUAAAAAAGUAUUGAUUUUUUUUCAUCAUGAGCUAGUUUAAUAUAUAUGGCUCUUGAGCUCAAAUUACUAAUUUUAUUAGCUUUGUGAAUUAGAUAUUGAUUUUUUUUUUUAGGAUUUAGACAUAGCUUUCAUUAUGUGAUCCAAAAAGAGUCACAUAGCUACAAAAACAAUAGUUUCAAUUCAUCAUGGGAAGCUUUAGUGAUGAGAAAAAUCAUGAGUGUACUCUCAUCAAAGCAAGGCCUAAUUAUUGUGGGUCAAAAAAUGGUGAAGAAGAUGAAAGUGAAGAUAACAAGAAAGGAGGGAUAAGCUCGAGCAAUAGCACGGUUGAAGAAAACGAGAAAAAAGCAUCUGUGAGACCUUACGUUCGGUCAAAGCUCCCGAGGCUGAGGUGGACUCCAGACCUUCAUCUGAGAUUCGUCCAAGCGGUCGAGAGGCUCGGAGGGCAAGAGAGAGCAACACCAAAACUAGUGCUGCAGUUAAUGAACAUUAAGGGACUGAAUAUUGCUCAUGUCAAGAGCCAUUUGCAGAUGUACAGGAGCAAGAAGAUGGAUGAAUCUAACCAUGGGCUGAUGAGAGACCACAGGCUUAUCGUGGAAGGCACCGUAGCCGAUCGAAACAUAUAUAACCUUAGCCAACUUCCUCUUCUUCCAAGCUUUAAUCAAAGACAAAGCUCCAAUAAUCCAAGGUAUGGAGAUGCUUCAUGGCACGGACAAUGGUCGAACGACUCGAAUUUAGGGCAAAAUACGAGCAACAAUAACAAGAUAACACGACCGAGAUUUUACAAUGCGCUAGCCGAGAAGAUAUUGGGUAGCCAUUACUUCAUGCCAUCGGCAAAUUACGAUCUUGACCUUAGCUCCGAAAUGCCUCCGACCAACGGAAUCUCCACUUGGCGAAAAACUGGGCAGCGCUCGAAAGAAGAAGAGUACCAAAAUCGGCAUUGUCUUGGUCAACUUCCAAAAAACAAAGAAGUCACCGCAAGUAAAACGAGAGAGAAUAAUGGUCUCAAAAGGAAACUAGGCUCGGACAAAUCAUAUGAUCUCGACUUGAAUUUAUCGAUCGGCCGGUUUGAAUUGAGAAACCGAGGGGAGCAAGGCAUUGAGAUAUUGGAUAAUAAUGAUGAUGGUGAUGAUGAUGAAGAACAACUUGAACUCUCACUGUAUAAGUAUUCUUCUAGCGAAUACGAGUCGAGCUUUACGAAACUAAUUGCUAAGAAGAAGAUGAACGGUGACUCGUUAAUUGACGAGAACACGAAAGGGACGAGUACUCUGGAUCUGACUCUAUGA
Molecule: messenger RNA, 1437 nt
Organism: Striga asiatica
Lineage: Eukaryota; Viridiplantae; Streptophyta; Magnoliopsida; Lamiales; Orobanchaceae
Source: the annotation of a GenBank genome assembly